AAUGUGUUGGUCGGCGCGCCCACCGGUUCGGGCAAAACCAUAUGCGCUGAGAUCGCGAUGUUUCGCACGUUUAACACACGGCCGGCGGCCAAAGUGGUGUACAUCGCGCCGCUGAAGGCGCUCGUCAGGGAACGGGUGGACGACUGGAAGCAGAAGAUUGAACAACAGAUGGGCCGACAUGUGGUGGAGUUGACGGGCGACGUGACGCCCGACGUGCGCGCCAUUAUGUCCGCCGAUGUGAUUGUGACCACACCGGAGAAGUGGGACGGCAUCAGCCGCUCGUGGCAGCAGAGGAAGUACGUGCGCGACGUGGCGUUGAUUGUCAUCGACGAGAUCCACCUGUUGGGCGAAGACCGCGGCCCUGUGCUCGAAGUGAUCGUCUCGCGCACCAACUUUAUCACACAAAACAGUCGCCAACGGAUCCGUAUUGUCGGUCUGUCCACCGCCAUCGCCAACGCCCAAGACUUGGCCAACUGGUUGGACAUUAAACGCGUGGGUCUCUACAACUUCAAGCCCUCCGUCCGGCCGGUGCCCAUCGAGGUUCACGUGGCGGGCUUUCCCGGCAAGAACUACUGCCCCCGUAUGGCGCUGAUGAACAAACCCGCCUAUCGGGCCAUUCUUCAGCACUCACCGGUCAAACCGGUGCUCAUAUUCGUCUCGUCUCGCCGUCAGACGCGACUCACGGCCUUUGAUUUGAUGACAUGUCUGGCCGCGGAUGGAGACAACGACCGGUUCCUCCAUAUGGAUCGCCAGGCGAUGACAGCACUCGUCCAGAACGUGAGGGACUCGUCGCUGAGGACAACGCUUGACUUCGGCAUUGGCUUACAUCACGCGGGUCUUCACGAACGGGACAGAGCGCUGGUGGAGGAGCUCUUCAGCAAUCAAAAAAUACAAGUGUUGGUGUCGACGGCAACCCUGGCCUGGGGUGUGAACCUUCCGGCUCACGCGGUAAUUAUUAAGGGGACCGAGUAUUUCGACGGCAAAAAGCACCGGUACGUCGACUUUCCCAUCACGGAUGUGUUGCAGAUGAUGGGUCGCGCCGGUCGACCGCAAUUCGACACCACAGGAGUGGCAGUUGUCUUAGUUCAGGACACGAAGAAAGAGUUUUACAAGAAGUUCCUCUACGAACCGUUUCCCGUGGAGUCGCAGCUGCUGUCGGUCAUAACGGAUCACAUGAACGCCGAGAUCGUGUCGGGCACUGUCCACACCCGUCAGGAGGCCGUCGAGUACCUGAACUGGACGUAUCUGUUCCGUCGAGUGCUGAAGAAUCCCAAUUAUUACGGCUUAGAGAGCGUAGAGCCCGACGACGUGAACCGAUUCCUAUCCAAAGUCAUCGACAACUCGUUGAACACAUUGUGCGCCGAUCUAUGCCUUACUAUCGAUGAGACGGACGAGCGGACACUGACGGCCACACCAUUGGGCCGAAUCGCGUCCUUCUAUUACAUCCAUCACUCGACUGUCCGCUCGUUUCACGAGGCGUUUGGCGAUCCGUACGCCGAACCGGACUUCGGCGCCGUAUUGGACACCCUAUGCAACGCCUACGAGUACAACGAACUGCCCGUCCGUCACAACGAGGACAUACUGAACGCCACUUUGGCCACCACUUGUCCCAUCAAACUGUCGCGUCACCCGAUGGACAGCCCGCACACCAAAGCCAAUCUACUACUUCAGGCGCACAUCACUCGCCUAUCGUUGCCAAACACCGACUACUUCACGGACUUGAAGUCGGUGUUAGAUCAGGCGAUUCGUGUCACGCAAGCGAUGAUCGAUGUGGCGGCUCUGGCCGGCGCUCUGCCCGCCGUUCUCCGCAUUGUAACACUGCUGCAGAUGAUAGUGCAGUGCCGGUGGCACUACGACAACCCGGUGCUCACACUGCCCGACAUCAGCGCCCAGACGGCCGCAGCCCUACCGCAGGAGUUACGAUCGCUACCACUGCUGGUCCGUACGGCUCUGUCGCAGGGCUUCCAAGCGCUGCAACGCCUAUUGAAGCCACACUUGAGAGACCAGUCGGCGCUGAAGACAUUGUACGAAACGCUCGUCAAACUGCCGCUCAUUGACGUGGCGUUGAGUGUCGUGAAGACCCAGAGCUCGGGCGCCGAGUCGAGCGACGCGCCCACCGAGAAGAACGAGUGCAUUCCGGUGCCGAUGGACGCCGUGUUUGGGCCGACACACCGACAGCAGCCGAUCCGCGUCGAGAGGGACACGGAAUACGCGCUCGUUUGCGACUUCCAACGGCUCCACACCCGCGGCGGUGGUGGACAGCGUGCGGGCCGUUCGAGUGGUGUUCGCGCCGUCGCCCCGAAGUUCCCGAAGCCGAAGGACGAGAACUGGUUCGCCAUUUUGGGCGACACCGAGCGCCGCGAGCUGUUGGCUUUGCGCCGCGUCGGCGCCAUCGCCGGUAAAACUCAACACACGCUCACGUUUACGACUCCGGCCGAAGCGCCCGUCGGGCCACUCAUCUAUACUUUCUAUUUGGUCAGCGAUUGUUACCUACAUCUCGACCAACAGUACACCGUCUGUCUGUCCGUCCAAUGA
Messenger RNA from Medioppia subpectinata, 2535 nucleotides. The record is from the annotation of a GenBank genome assembly. Lineage: Eukaryota; Metazoa; Arthropoda; Arachnida; Sarcoptiformes; Oppiidae.